AUCAGGCUUUAAAAUUUAGUCUCAUUUGGUUAUCGAGAAAAUUUUCAUAAAUACAUGGCAUCUCUGCUAACGCAUAGUGCAUGUUUUUCUUUCGUCGUAGUCGGUUUUCAAUUUGCUGAAGUGAACCCCGUACGCAAUUCCCGGAAAAUCUAAGCUUUAUUCAAUUGCCACAGCUGUGCAAUAUUCACCCAGUUCGUCGCUACUUUAAUCCCAAAUUCUAAACGUGUGAUAUUCAUUUAACUUUUGUGAGAAGGUACUCAGAGGCAGCCGAAGGCUGAGUCAAAAGUAGUAGACAUGGCAAAAAUGGCGUUUCAACACCAAGCGGGUACCGCGAUGGAGUGCCUAAGCAUCCCUAUAACAUUGCACAAAGAGAAAGAUGUGGAUGAGGAAGGUCGAGAGGUUCUUAAAUGCGGCUUCAAAAUCGGAGGUGGAAUAGAUCAGGACUUCAAAAAGAGUCCUCAAGGCUAUACGGAUUAUGGAAUUUACGUAACGGAGGUUCAUGAGGGUAGUCCUGCCGCCAGGUCGGGCCUGCGGAUGCAUGAUAAGAUUUUACAGUGCAACGGAUAUGAUUUCACUAUGGUCACGCAUAAGAAAGCAGUAAGCUAUAUUAGGAAAAAUCCUGUGCUAAAUUUGUUAGUCGCACGCAAAGGAGUUACCUCUACUUAAUUUUUUCUGUUUUUUGGAUAUGGAGAAAAGUGAUUUGUUAUUGUAAGUAUUGUAGACAGUGGGAUGAUAUUGGGUUCGCUAGGGAAAUUAUUUGUACUGAUGCUACUUUUCGCAGUUAAGUUGAAUGUCCUAAAAGUAAUGUUAGAUGAUUCAUAAAUCAGUACAUGGCGCAUUUUAGUGGCAGUGAUAUAGUUAAGGGUUAAUGCAGUGCUGCCAAAUUCCAUCCAUAUACUGUGGUUUUCGCAGACUUUAACGUUGUUUAUAAUAGUAUGUAGUAUCACUUUUAUUUACGAUGUGUUGAGCGAAAUAACCUUAACCAUUAGCAACGAAGUGCAGUGCUUUGAGUAGGCAACCUCUAUUGCUGCCUUUCAUUUUGUUGCAUUGGUACUAGUAGAGUUACGUAACAUUACAUUAAGUUUUAUACAGGUAGUAGACAUAAUGUGUGCGUAUAUUACACAAGCUUAUUUUUUAAUGAAAAUAAAUUAUA
Molecule: messenger RNA, 1153 nt
Organism: Sabethes cyaneus
Lineage: Eukaryota; Metazoa; Arthropoda; Insecta; Diptera; Culicidae
Product: tax1-binding protein 3 homolog
Exons: 3
Coding region: 295-666 (123 amino acids)
Molecular function (GO): protein binding
Source: RefSeq, a predicted model, not a curated record